Molecule: messenger RNA, 9349 nt
Organism: Platichthys flesus (European flounder)
Lineage: Eukaryota; Metazoa; Chordata; Actinopteri; Pleuronectiformes; Pleuronectidae
Product: solute carrier family 45 member 4
Exons: 15
Coding region: 1496-4156 (886 amino acids)
Biological process (GO): transmembrane transport
Cellular component (GO): membrane
Molecular function (GO): sucrose:proton symporter activity
Source: RefSeq, a predicted model, not a curated record
AAUAGCAAAACAUUAUAUGAAUCUGAGUUAUAUCUAUUAUGUGUCAUACCUCCCUGCUGUGCUUACUCAAUGAAUAAGUAUUGAACCUUUGUUAGAUAGUUAGUUGCCCGCACCGUGAACUAACUUGCCACUAGGAGUCCCCAUUAGAUAGAUUUGUCCUAUUCUCAUUUACAUUUCAGCUUUUAAGUGAACCAAUGUCUGUUUGGCGGCUGCAGCUCCGUCACAUCACUGGCGUUGAAGGCUUGUGUGUUAAGUAUUUAGUCGAUUUGUGCGUGUUGACAACUGCUGAUCUACUUCUAUGCUUGGAUGCAUGAGAGUGUUGGAGCGCUCGUGCCAUAUUGAUUUAAUGUAUGUGUACACAUUGACUUACUGCAUGUGUACGUGUGCACUGUCAUAAUUUUCUGGGCCUUAACUCUUUGUUGUGUGUCUGUGUAUGUGUGUGUGUGUGUUCAGGUACGACUUCAGGGCUUAAGACUGCAGCCUGGACCAAACAACAACGUCUCAACGACAUUUAUGAAGCUUGUAGGGCCUUUUGAUUGAUCAGCCAAUCGAUGGGGAUUUUCAGAGGAGCUCCGCCUACCAUCGCUGCCUGCCCUCCUCCUGCCCCCUCCCCCCGCGCCCCCACCCACUCCGUCAUCCAGCCCUCAAUACACAAAAUGACUCUGGAACUCACUGAAUGGUCUUCAAUAUGGAUUUUUACUGCUUGUAAUAGACAGUAAGAUAAAAAAGGAAAACAAAAAAGAGAGAGACAACCUCAAUGACAAAAAAGCCAUAAACACACCCACCACACACACACACCACAGACACGCAUACACAAACGCACCACUAGCAUACACAAACAUGAAAACACUGACAUACCAACAUACUGAUUGAAGCUCACAGAGUUUGCCAGGCCUGCUCUCACCUGACAACACACUCACAAAGAAGCGGACGCACAAACUCCCGCUUGGAAUGUACUGCACACUCUACCUGUGAAAAUUCUGCUGCUUCCUUUAUUUUUGGGGAUCUUUGGAAAGCGGAUUUUUGUGAUUUUUCUUUUUCCCCACUCAGUGGAGAAAACAAGGCGGCACAAAUUAAACGCCUUUGAUUUGAAGUGUUUUUGGACAACUUAGGACAAAUGAUUGCUGAUUGACUCUUGUUUUCUGUAUUUAAGCAGAUCAGGAAAUUGAGAUUUGUGUUGGGUGUGUUGAGAAGAGUUUCUUUUUUAAUUUUAGAUGUUAUUUCAUGACCUAGAUUGUGCAGACAUUAUCUGUUAUUCUUGUAUUAGCACUUGAUCACUUCACCAACACCUUUUUAAUAGGUAAUUACUAGCAAGUUACAACGACAUGCGAGUUGUAGCAUGUGAAGAUUGUAAUUAAGGUUACUUCCAGGAAGUCAUUACUAGUUUGUAGAGUAACUACAACCUUGAUCCACAAAGUGGUUUGUGGAAGUAGUUGUUUUUUCUUUGGUAGUUCUCAGAUCUUUCAAGGGGUGCGCUUGUUUUCUUGUUGCGUGCAUGCUUACCGCCAUGCCUCCUCAGAACACAGAGGCUGACGCUAUGCAGGUCGGAUCUCUGGUUGGCGGUGUCAACGCCAAAAACUCCUCUGCAUCGGGACUGGAAGAGGAGAAAGGAAGAGCAGGAGGCAAGGCAGAUGGAACGGGAGGAGGCGGGGGAGGAACCAGCGGUGGUGGGGAGGAGGUGGCGAGCGAAGAAUCUAUAGAAGGCAUCCCCAUGAAAAGAUGGUUGAUGCACGGGGCUGUGAUGUUCGGCCGGGAGUUCUGCUACGCCAUGGAGACGGCGCUGGUGACGCCAGUGCUGCUGCAGAUUGGUCUUCCAGAGCAGUACUACAGCCUGACGUGGUUCCUCAGUCCCGUCCUCGGCCUCAUGUUCACCCCCCUGAUCGGCUCGGCCAGCGACCGCUGCACUCUGCGAUGGGGCAGGAGGAGACCCUUCAUCCUGGCUCUCUGUAUCGGCACGCUGAUCGGAGUGGCUCUGUUUCUGAAUGGAUCGCUGAUAGGUCUGUCACUAGGUGACGAGCAGGGAAAACAACCGAUCGGCAUUGUUCUCACUGUGCUGGGAGUCGUGGUGCUGGACUUCUGUGCAGACGCCACGGAGGGACCAAUCAGGGCGUAUUUGCUAGAUGUGGCAGACACAGACGAGCAGGACAUGGCGCUCAACAUCCACGCCGCCUCAGCAGGUCUUGGUGGCGCAGUCGGCUACGCACUCGGAGGCUUGGACUGGACGCACACCUUCCUCGGAGCAAUCUUCAAGUCUCAAGAGCAGAUCCUGUUCGUCUUCGCCGCCAUCCUCUUCUCAAUCUCUGUGGUGUUGCAUCUCUUCAGCAUUGAGGAGCAGCCGUACUCCAACCAACACGACAAGCUGGAUCAGGAGAGCCCAGAUCCCAACAACAAGCGACUUUCAGCCAAUGGCAAGGCAGGAUUUAUUGGUCCCAAGUUGGAAAUGAUAGGAGAGGAUGAAACGAUGGACAGCUACGACCUUUAUGACCACUAUGAAGAUGACAUGUCGGAUCGGGGAGAUAUGGACAUGGACUUUUUGGACGUGGAGCUUGUAAGAAGUAAAAGUGACAGUGUUCUCACCAUGGGUGACGGCGACCACCUGGACCAUGAUGCAAUGUGGUUGUGCCACCUAGAGCCGUCCAUCUUCACCGACCGCCUUUCGCCCUAUCAAGGCUCGCCACCUACGAACUCCUCCUUAUUCAACGCCAAUCACAGCACCCCCCCUCCCCGGUGUAACAACAUCAGACGCAGCAGCAGCACAGGAAGCCAGGACCUGCUCCGGCCCCAAAACAAAAACCACCAAUCGAACGCUCUCACACCCAGGGUUUCCCGCCUCUCGGCUUUCUUGCAAGAAAUGGAGAAUGACGACGGACAGGAGGCGCUGCUCAACAACCAGCUCAACGAGCAGCGGACACUGAACGGCCGGCUGUUAGCCGGUGUAAACAAUGAUGAGAGAUAUAACACCAACAGCCUGAGCUCUAAAGGGCAGGCCCACCGUGCUGGGAUGGUCAAAGCCGCCAGUACCGGAGCUCCCACGAGGCAAUGGCAUCACCGCCAUAUCUUCUACCGCCAGCCGUCCUGCACCUUCUCCUACUACGGCCGAGUAGGGAGCCAGCGUUACCGCUGCCGCCGGGCCAACGCCGCUUUCCUCAUCAAGCCGUCUCGCAGCAUGAACGACCUCUGCGAGGUGGAGACCAGACACAGGCGGAGGAGCAGACAGAGGAGCAGACACAGGAGCGGAAACACCAACUCCUCCAGCGGCGACACCGAGAGCGAAGAGGGCGAGGUUGAGACCACCGUGCGCCUGCUGUGGCUCUCCAUGCUGAAAAUGCCUCCAGAGCUGCUGCGACUCUGCGCCUGUCACCUGCUCACCUGGUUCUCCAUCAUCGCCGAGGCCGUCUUCUUCACCGACUUCAUGGGACAAGUCAUCUACCAUGGAGAUCCCACCGCUCCUGCCAACUCUACUUUGCUGGUAAACUAUCACAGAGGAGUUCAGAUGGGAUGUUGGGGACUUGUUAUAUACGCCAUGACUGCUGCCACCUGCUCAGCUCUCCUUCAGAAAUACCUUGACAACUUUGACCUGAGCAUUAAGGUCAUCUACAUCCUGGGGACACUUGGAUUCUCCAUAGGAACUGCAGUCAUGGCAAUCUUUCCUAAUGUGUAUGUGUCCAUGGUGAUGAUCAGUACCAUGGGCAUCAUCUCCAUGAGUAUCUCCUACUGUCCGUACGCUCUGUUAGGACAGUAUCACGAAAUGAAAGAGUACAUCGAGCACAGUCCUGGAAACUCCCGGAGAGGCUUUGGCAUUGACUGUGCUAUCUUAUCAUGCCAGGUGUACAUCAGUCAGAUCAUGGUGGCCUCCGGGGCCGGUGCUGUGGUGGAAGCUGUUGGCAGCGUCCGUGUUAUUCCCCUGAUGGCCUCUGGGGGCUCCCUCCUCGGCUUCUUCACUGCGUGCUUUUUGGUCAUUUACCCGUCGCCAAACAGCGGGGAGGGGGACUCGGCCAAAGCUUCGGAAAAACGGGCCUUGACGAAGCUGGAAAAUCCCAAAAGCACGGCCGUAGCUGUGGUGAUAGAGAAACCCAGCUUCCUGAAACUCAAUAAGGAGGGGAAGGCCACGACCACCACCACUUCCUGUCACACGGAAAACGAGUCUGCCCUGUGAUUGGCUGGCUAAAUUCAACAGAGACUUUGCUGCAGACACAACGAAAUUCAUUUUAAUCAUCAAUGCUGUUGGAAAAGACGAAAGGAUUUACCCUCCGUUCUCGCUGUGCUGGAGUUUACAGACAUCUGGAAGAGAGACGGGGGCGGUCGGGAAAAUCCGAAAACAACCUAACCUGGUGUGGGACCAGCGUCAUACCAGACCAACCUACCCAACAAAACAAAAAUCCUUCUGGUCCCAGUGCUGUUUUAGCUUUCUCCAAAAAAACUUUCUUUUAAACCUCACAUCGCCCAGAAGUGAGUCAUUCAUUGGUCAUGGUUUUAAAGCAACACUAUGUAACUUUUACUGAGCAGCAGCGCCCUCUGCAGCCACAAGUGGUGAAUACAUCUGCAAAGCAAACAAAAAUUGGUCUGUCCCACUUGCUGAGCUAAAACAUGUCAGAAAGGUGAUUACUCCUCAUGAUUCUCAUUUCCCAAACAAGAUGCGCUGUCACUGUUAAAGGCUCCAAAGUCGUUUUGGAAAGUUGUCUUGUUGAAUAUCUAAGAUCGAUUGGAGAUUAAAUUGAACUGGCUGGUUCUGAUUCCAGUUUAAGUUAGGUUUAAGCUGCAACAUUCAUCUAGAAGAGAAUGUACUCGCUCACCAAAGUUGCAUACAGUGACGAGCCCUUCAGGAUGCGGAGUGAGAAUGAAGAGUAGAGUAGUUGCAUCGUGUUGCUUUAAGUUGAGGUCUUCUCUGUCUCUCAGGGCCUCUAGGAGGUGCCAAUGAGCAGCCGCCUGGACAGGAAACUUCAGGGGAUUCUCAUUCAUACAAACUCUCACAUGCACAUAAACACCUCUUCAUCUGAAUCAGAUGAACAAACUGAACAAUGAACACUGUUGAUGACCAUUAGUCUUCGAAAGCUGCAUUCAUUAAAGAAAUAUUGUUCUUCCUCGCUGUGGAAUCGGAUCGAUGGAAUCUUUGCUUCAUCAUGUGGACGCUCAUCGACAAGAGAGAGAAUGUGUGAGGACUUGGCGUCACCAAAGUGAACACACUCGGUUUUGCGGGACCUUAACAGCACUCAGCGACAGUAGCUUUAAGACUCCACAGACUUUUGGAAGCCUGUUUCAACAGGGGAAAGAAUCGAUCUGGAGCCCCCAAGUUUGAUUGCAGGUGAUCUGUUUUGCCCUGCGUCACACGGCAGAGGUGCUCGCAUCUUAAAUUCAGCUUUCACUCCGGGGCAAAGGUGACGAUAUUUACGAGGCUCUGCGGACAAGUGUGAAGUUGCCUUUCAUUGCUGAGAGUUAGGAACAAGAAUAAAAAGAGUGCUGAUGUGUAUUGACUGAAAUUCCAGGAAAAGAAAGAGCAAAGAUGCAAUAUGUGCAGCAAACAGGGGCAUUACAAAUCCCAAAUACUAUUUUCAUGAUUUUUUUGUGGACUCAGAGAUGCUUCUGUUCAUUUUGGAUAAUCACACUAACCUACAUGCUGCAUGUCAGAGGAGCGGAGGAGUAACCAACCAAACAGCACAGGAGAAGAGAAGAGAUGUGUGGAGCUUCUCUCUCCUUUUUAUGUUGCUUAAAUUUUUUUUUAGAAAAUGCUCCGAACACAAUGUUUAUCACCAACUGCACAUUAGCUGAGCCAUUGUCGAUAAAAGUGUUGCAGCGUUUAGUUGUUUGCGAUCCUCUCUGUUGGGCUGUUGGAUUUGUGUGUUUCCUGACGCUGCGCGGUUCCAGUGACUCAACCAGUAAUGACCAGUGUCUGCAAUGGGACACAAGCAUAUUAGAACGGAUCUUGGUUUCCUAAAAGACAAAUCAGGUUUCUGGGGCCCGUGCGAUGUAAGACAGAGAGAGAGAGAGAGAGAGAAAAAAAGAGAUGUGUUACUUGAGCCUCUAUGGAGGAUUGUGGUUCUGCUACAGGAGCCUUGAUUCCAUUUUAACAGGCCAAAUAUGAUCAGUACAGUGAAGCAGUAAUUGGUAGAUAAGUUGCUAAUGACUUUUAUGAUGCAUGUUAAAUUAAAAUCCAACAGAGGGAUUAGAAACCAGAUUAGAGGUGGAUUGAAGACAUUUAUUCACUUCAAAAAAUUCAAAAGUUUUUAUGAAACCGGCUUUUUGCUUUGUUGGCUUUAUGGUAAACAUGAAGCUACAGUCAGCGGUUUGUUCAUUUAGCUGGUUCUGUAAAAAUAAACCAGUAAGGCAGAUUUAUCUUUUUUUGAGUGACCCCAAAAACUAAAUAAUUUUGUUAAAUGACAAAUCUGGUUUCUGCUUCACUUACUGGCUGAAUCGAACUUUGUCUCCAUUAAAAACAGCUAAAUUUACCACAAAAGUAAUUGUAUUUACUCAAAAUGAGAAACAUUUAUUUCCUGAAACAAACAGCAAAUCAGUAAAAUUCACUGAAGAUGGUUCUGAUCUAUUUUGUAUAAUGGAGUAUUGGGGCCAAUUAAAGGGGAUACAAAUCUGAGAGUUCCUGUUUGAAAAAGUUGUUAUUCGACAAGAAUUCAAGGACAGUAGAGCGUCUGCAUGUGCUGUUUUGGGGGGGUGAAUCAGAGAUGUGAUGAUGGAUGAGGAAGUAAAACUGCCAAGUGCAGUUUAACUUCGACCAUGUUAACAUCAGUGCAGAGGGGUGGGACUGAUUAGAGAGAAUACAUGCAAUAAUCUCUUAAUUGUACUGUGUAAACCCUUGAGGUCAAAUUACCUUAAUCUUUGGAAUGUUUCAUUCGCUCACGAUGCUGGACGUGUAAAAGUAAACUUGACGUUAGGAUGCGAAAAGAAGAUUUUAUUUGUUUUCUGACAAAUCAGGUGGUUUGUUGCAAUAAAGGCCUUAGUUAAUCAGCCGGUCGUUGGCCAGCGUGAGGUGGUGUUUUGCGGACGGAGCAGGGUUGUUGGUUCCAGGUGUUUUUCCUGCAUCUGUCAGGGGGAAAGUGUUGUGGAUCUGGGUCAGUUUUCCUUUCAGCUCAAUCAGCUGAAACCUGCAAAUGGGAAGGAAUCGAGAUGUACAUUGCUGUGGGUUCAUUUAACGAUGAAAGGAUGUUUUAUUCAAGUGUGUAUUCCAGAUUUUAGUGCAGAAGUUUUUUGGUUUUAGGAGAGAGUUUACUGAUUGUUGUUUUCGCACUCGGGUGGAUGCUGUUACAGAGUUUUUUCGCACGAACUAGAUUCCUUCCAUAAUUUCAGGUACAUUCACUUAGUCCCAGAGCAGAGCAGAGUGGAGAGGAGGAGGACGAUUUCUGCUUCCCAGGUCGACACUGCUCUUGCUGUAGUUCUGGGAUAAUGUCAGAGAGACGAGGGGUGCAGGUGCUGUGGGUUUGCCACAGCUUCUGGAACCACAAGGGCAAUAAAACAUUCUGUAUUAAAACAAAAUUCAAUCACACAAAAAAAACUGACACAACUUUAUGGAAAAACAUGAAGAUAAAAAAACAACAACUUUGUGUUUGGGAGGUUUGCAUGUGACAACAGCGAUAAUGCAUGUGUGGAACACCAAAGUAUGACUCUGUGCAACUCAAUCUCUUUACUUAUUGUCCUCAUAGGUCAGGGAUGUAUUUUCUAAUGCAUGGCUGGAUGUUUGUGUCUUUUAAAAAAAAACUUAAAUGUGUUUUUAAAAAAACAUAAUAGCCCAACAUGUACUCUUUUAGCUGAAGCAUUGUGCUUGGUGUGGGUCAGUACACUUUUAACAAGCAUGUGACUUUUUACAGUUUUGCACAUUUAUGAGUGAAGUUUCCGGCGAGACGUGUGCGUGUGUGUGACGCUCCUUGUUAAAAGUGUCAGCGAGAAACCCCAAGCCGCGAAUACUUGAAGUGCAACUUCAGCGUUUCAGUUCCAAUGCAGUGGAAAGUUUUUAGAUUUUUCCUUUUCUUUCUCGGAGGGGGUGUUGCUUGUGAUAUCCCAAGCCUUCUUACUGUUGACUCUGGAAUGUUCAGACAGCGCGGCUGCCCGCUCGGCCUGCUGGGAGGUUGAGCUCCUACCUUUUGAUUCCAUCUGGUGACUUAAAUUUUUUCUCUUUUUUUCUGAAAAAAGUCAAUGAAUGUGAGUUGAUUUCAGCAGAAAUCACUUUUUGUUUUGAUGUUUGACGAGCCGGGGGUUGGGGGGGGGAUCUGACAUUGCACAGAACUUGCACAUAAUAAGUUAAAAACAAAACAUAAACCGUAGAAUUUUGUUGUAUAAGAAAGAAAAAAAAAGAAACUGUGGAUAUUUAUUUUUUUGUUUUUGAGUUUUCCUAUCUAUAAAGGACACUUUUCACUAUAGUUUCCAAAAGGGUAAAGUAAAACUUAUUCUAUUUACUGUUACAGGAGAUGGUUUAAAGUGGACAGAGAAAUGUGUGUUUGUUUGCACCUGUGAGAGGUUGUGUCAUGGUUGCUCACGUGAAGCAAAAAGUAAGGAUGUGUUUAAAAUGUCAUCUCGGUGUUUGUACUUGUUCUCUGUUUGUUGCGAUCACCUGGUUUACACUUAACUCUGGAAUCAAUGGCUGCAAUACCAGAGGUUACUUAAGAGUCUGUUGUCUCUGUUCUGGUGUUUUAACUCAACUAGAAAACGUGUUUUUUGUUCUUGUGUUUGUUCUUAUAAAUCAGGCGGGUCACACACACACACACACACACACACACACACACACACACACACACACACACACACACACACACACACACACACACACACACAAGCAAGAGUUUGGCCUUUGCACUUUUUCAGUGGCAGCCGUGUUGGCGCCACCAUCCUGAUCACUGAACGAAUGUGAUGCUGUUUUCUUAUUUCCAAACAGCAGCUGUCAGUGGCAGCCGCAUGGCGGCCAUGGAGUUCGUCCGACCUGGUCGAACUGUGUAUGUAUGUGUGUGUGUGUGUUUGUGUGGCUCUGCCUCCAGUAAACUGUGUUAACGAUGGAGGAGAGAAAUGCUUAAAUACUUCUGAUCUUCACUGAGAUUAAAUCAAGAAAAAUACUUAAAGAAUGGGAAAGCAAGUAUGCGCAGUGUACUAUAUAUAAUAUGCCUUGUUAUUUGAGAAAAAAAGAUGUAAAUAUACAUAUUUCUCUUUUAGUUUCUUCUUUUUUGCUGCUAUGAAAAAGAUGAUUAUUUUUGUUAGUAGUUUUGUUUUCUAUAUAAAGACUGUAUAUAUAUAUAUAUAUAUAUAUAUACAUAUAUAUCUCUGUUCUGUAAAUAUGCUUGAGCCUUCAUAUGUAGGACUCUGGAUGAACACUGUAUGAAACUCACCUUAAAUCUGUUCAGAAGUUAAACAACAA